AUGCCUCCGAAGUUUGUUUCGUAUGAUAUGAUACGACUACCUUCAGCGCCUUCUGCAUCGAAAGUGGCGUUCAAGGAGAACGACUUUGUUGAGGUGUAUAGUCGUCCCGCAGACCGGUUGCUUGCCGGUUGGUACCAGGCAAAACUUUGUGGCAUAAAGGGUGAGUUUGUGAUAGUCGACUACACAACGAUGGAAUGCAAUCGAGAUGUCGUCAGUGUCGACAAAGUUCGUCCGGUGAAUCGCAAUCCUCCUUCGCUGCGACAAGACGCCCAUCAGGGUUUUGUGAAAUUUAUCCCGAACAUACUGGUUGACUAUGACAAGACAACUAAUGAACUCGUCGUGACAUCUUGUUACGACGUUGCGAUUAAUCGAGCGCAGCUUCUUUCAGAAAUAUAUAUGCGAAAUCUUAGGCAAAAAGUCGUACUGUUACAGCGCGCUGAAGAAGCAACAAAAAUGUUGCAGAAUACUUUAAUAUCCAGCUGCGAGCACACAGAAGAAUUUAUCGUUCCUUACGGUCUGAUGGGAUUGGCAAUCGGUUCACAUGGUUCGAACAUUCAGCAGGCCAGAUCGGUUUCCGGCGUAAUCGACAUUCAGAUCAGUGAACCGGGUGAAAACCAGCCGGUUUUGUUCAAAGUCUUUGCCGAAAAUGCUGACUCUGCGAAGCAGGCUAGAAAUAUGUUGGAAUUCGCUGAAGAGUCUUAUCACGUUCCUAGGGACAUGGUAGGCAAAGUAAUCGGCAAGAAUGGAAAAGUAAUUCAAGAAAUUGUGGACAAAUCCGGAGUGGUGAGAGUUAAGAUCGAGAGUGAUAACAACACUAACAAUGACUCGCGUUCAGAAGUUCCGUUUGUGUUUGUUGGAACGAUGGAAAGUAUUAGCAACGCAAAGUUCUUGUUAGAAUUUCACCUGCAGCAUUUGAAAAAACUUCUGGUGGCUCUAGAGGCCGUGGAGGUGGCUAUCGUGGACGAAAUCGAGGAGGAACGGCACCUGGCGGGCGCUAUAGCAGAGGUGGUGGAGUGGAGCUUCUUUGCUAAUCGAAGUACCUUAGACGGCUAUCGUGCCCUAGCAUUUAGCAUCUGA
This is a messenger RNA of Soboliphyme baturini, 1077 nucleotides long. NCBI's taxonomy places the organism in Eukaryota, Metazoa, Nematoda, Enoplea, Dioctophymatida, Soboliphymatidae. The record is from the annotation of a GenBank genome assembly.